Messenger RNA from Fukomys damarensis (Damara mole-rat), 3449 nucleotides. It is a transcript of the gene Cep95, whose product is annotated as centrosomal protein 95. Lineage: Eukaryota; Metazoa; Chordata; Mammalia; Rodentia; Bathyergidae. The transcript is spliced from 21 exons. The coding region runs from base 355 to 2817 and encodes 820 amino acids. The record is from RefSeq and is a predicted model, not a curated record. Gene Ontology annotation, cellular component: centrosome; spindle pole.
AACUACACAGUUCACCGGAAGUGGCAGUUUAAUGCCCCGGGGAGACCGUCAGGGGUGUGGGGUUACCCGGACUGCCCAACCCGUCGACCCAAGAAACCUCUAGCUAGAUCUUGCCCUCGAGGAACGGUGUCUGGAAUCCACAAACUGCCACCGAGGCGCGUGCUGCGAAAGGAAGUGCUUCUCUGAUCACCAAUCAGCGGCGAGGAGCCGUUUUAACGUCCUUCCCCCUUUUACUCCUUCCCUUUCUAGUUUGUGCCCUCUCCCGCCUGCGCAGGGUUUGAGCGGUACGGCCCUUCCGGGGCACCGUCGCGCGCGCGCCGGCUGCGGACUCCGGCGGCAGCUUGUCUCUGCGACAUGGCCGGCUCGGAGGCUGAGUGGGUAACCUUAGCCAAUAACCUUCUUUUUAAAUGUCACAUACACCUGAGGAUACAUGGACUUGAAGACUGUGAUGCUAAUGUUUUUAUUGCUCUUUAUCAGUCCAUUUUGGGAGAAAAGGUUCCAGAUCUCAUAACUGUUCCCAAGAGUCAAGAAGAUGAUGCCCACAAUGUACAAGCAGUAAUUGAUUCACUGGCCUUGGAUUACCUGCAGGUCAGCUUGUCUCACAUAACAGGAGAAAAUAUAGUGAAAGGAGAUAAAGAAUCUAUCAAGAAUCUCCUGGAAAUAUUUGAUGGGUUGCUGGAGUAUCUUACAGAACACAUCAGUGAAGCAUCUUAUGAGAAAAGUGAAACUGAACAGUGUUUUAAAGAAUCUCAUGGAGGAAGACAUUUGGAAGAGGAAGAAAGUACCAAGGAGUCCAAAUCAUCAUGGAAAAGAGUUUCUUUUGAGAGGUGCUCUUUCUCAUCUGAGGCUCUGGGCCCCUCUUGGGGUGAAGAUGAAGCAGAAUCCACUGGUGAAAUAAUUCGACUUGGAGACACAGCACACACCUUUUCUCUAAGAAGUAACAGUGCCCAAAGUCCUGUUGAUACACAGCCUAAAAAAGCAUUAUCCUCACCAAGUUCGAAACCAUGUAAAGACACGUCAAACCCCCCCUCAUCUCUUUUUCUAUUCAAGAAUGCAGCAUCCUUUGUUGAAGACACGGAAAUCCCUUCUGUGAGUGUGGUUCCAAGUGCUAGAAGGCUAGGGGAGCCUAUCCGAGCAGCUAUUCCUUUACAUCCACCCUACCACCCUUCAGAGCCUCGAGCGCCCUGCCCUAUAGGAAGAGAAUACUUACGAUCAAGUCACUUCUCCCCUGUCAAGAAUUCAGCAGGAGAGCGCACAGCAUUUUCUGUGGAACCAGAUGAUACAGUUAUUUCAACUUCCACGCUGCCUAAAGAAAGUGACCAAAAAAUGUCUCCAGCUCAAGUCUUCAGCCCUAGGACAAGGAAGCUUCCAAAAGGAAAAAGACAGGAAAACAGAGCUGCAGCCUCAUCGUGGGAUUCACCUUCCUCCCAGAGGCCAAGAAAGAGGUUAACAGAACAAGAACUACAUGUGGUAUCGGAGAAGUUGUCUCAACGGCUGUCUGAACUAGACUGGAUGUUAAAAAGUGCCCUGGGCCAUCACACUGAAGACAAGACUGACCUUAGAGAAGAUAGCAGAGGGAAAGAGGACAGCAGCGAUGAGGCGGCGCUCUCUCAGCACAGUGACAGUGUCGUGGAGUAUGGACCGAAGAAGCUAAGGCCAGCAGGACUUUCUGUGCGCAGAAGGCCACAUUUCAGGUCUCAUUCUCUGUCUCCAUCUCCUGUUAACAAACACAAACAGUUCCAGAUAGAGAGAAAAAGACAGCGCAAGCAAAAAGAAAGAGACAUCCGCCAGUUCCAAGCAAAGGCAUUAACUGAAGCAUUUGAAAGGGAACUAAGAAGAAAUAAAGUUCAAGAGAAUAUUGGUCCUCAAGGGAUAAAUGAGGAGGAGGAAAUAGAAAAAAUAUACACAGAAGCUGUUCAUAAAGGAACUCCAAAACACAGUCAGCCCUGGAAGAUUUCCUCUAGAAAAACCACAGUUCAGAGUCCCAGAGGCGGCCUUCCGAAGCCAAAUAAAGCAGCUCCAAUGAAAGUAAAUGAACACAGUCUGCUGCCCCUGAUGCUGGAGCAGUUUCCAUUUCUCUAUGUCUCUGGCCCAACACUAAGCAAAAUGUGGAAACAGCAAAUUGCACAUAUUGAACAGCUCAAAAACGAUGCAUGUAGAGAAAAUCGAUCAAAGAAGAAACUCCGGGAUGAAAUAGAAGAAGCCCUGAGAAGGCAUGACCUCCUUACUGCCCUUGUCAAGAAAGAGUAUGAACAUAACAAGAGACUGCAAGACUUUAGGGACCGCAUUCGUAGACAAAGGUUGACCCAAUCAAAGAUAAAAGAAAAUCGUCAGCAAAUUGUUCAUGCCCGUAAAUACUAUGAUGAUUACAGAGUUCAGCUGCGUGCAAAAAUGAUGAGAAUGAGGACCCGGGAAGAAAUGAUAUUUAAGAAGCUAUUUGAAGAAGGUUUACAAAUUCAGAAGCAAAGAUUACAAGAUCUAAGAAACUAUGCCAAAGAAAAGCGAGAUGAAGAAAAAAGGCAGCACCAGAAUGAACUGGACUCAAUGGAAAACUACUAUAAGGACCAGUUUUCAUUGCUGGCAGAAGCCAUAUCACAGGAACGUCAGGAACUCAAAGCCAGAGAGAAAGCCCAGGCCCAGACGUUACAUAAGGUGAAGCGAGAACUGAGAUCUAAGAUGGAGAAAGAAAUCCAGCAACUGCGGAACGUGAUAACGCAGAAUGACGAUGAUGCUUUCUUCCGGGAGUUGGAAGUCGAGCGCUUCAGAGCUCGGCUACAGCUGGCUUCCUUUCAGUACAGUAACCGUCCCUUCCCAUGAGGCCCGACUUGACAGCUGCCAACAGGCGCCAUGGCAGGAGAAACAGGCACCUUCCUGCUCAAGCUGGAGACAGAAAGGGUCCCUGACCUCUCUGAAGCUCUGAUGGACAAAGUCAUCAGCUGGGGAAGGCAAGUAUUGUUCAGCCUCUCACUAUAGAACCAAUCUAUUGUUUUCCAAAACAAUUCACUACAAACUCGAUAUUCUUUAAAAACUUUGAUGCUGUGGUAGUGCAAACAGCAUUCAUUUUUAUUGCUCAACUUCGGCAUGGGCGCGUACAUAGUUAAUUCUUAAAAACCAUUUAUACAGAUGUUAUUGAUAAAGCUCAUGUAACAACUUGGUGAAAAUACAAAACGUCAAAGCUAAAACACUCUGUAAUAAAUACAAAUACAAUGAAAAUGAUAAAACUUUGUUUUUAAAGUCAGUUUGAGAGAAGGAAGAAUAUUACAUAAAGUGAACUAAUUACAUCUAGAAAUAAAACAAUUCAGCAUUUGGUACAAUCACCACCAUCCUACCAUAAGAAUGUUGAAUACCACAAAUGGUACCUGUUGGCUGUAAGCUGCAGCUUAAAGACAGAAGCAGAAAGAGCUGCUCUACCAAACUGAAGGUGGCCAGAAGCAUCUAACUCACCAGUG